ACGCAGGCACCGGGAGAACAUGAAAACUCCACACUGGCGGGGCCGGGAUCGAACCCGGGACAUCGGAACUGUGAGGCCAACGCUUUCCAGCUGACCCACCGUGGCACCCAUUCAUAUAUUUAAUGGAGGAAGUCGGCCUCGCUGCUUCCUCGAUUGUGUAAACCGCCUGUCCCUGUCACGGGUGACACAGGCCGGGACCACCUGAGAUGGGCACCAUGUGCAUCACCCACAUGUACCGCCAAAGUCUUCAUCUCGUGUUCUUCAGGAAUCGAUGGACCUCGAAGGGGUAGAUCUUUUGACUCCAUGAAUAUUGCCUAUGAAGAAAAGUUACUUCACAAUGAGAUAAACAAAUCAACCUUCAAAAAAAUUGAAGAAAACACAGAGAAGAAUACACCAGAGAAAGGCAGAGCAACAGUUAUCUUUUCCCUGAAGAAUGAAGUCGGAGGACUUGUCAAGGCACUCAAACUCUUCCAAGAAAAUCAUGUCAACCUUGUGCACAUCGAGUCAAGGAAAUCGAAACGGCGCAACUCGGAAGUUGAAAUAUUUGUGGACUGCGAUAGCAACCACGAACAACUCAAUGAAAUCAUCCAGUUGCUGCGGAAGCAUGUGAACGUGGUGGACAUGGAGCCUCCAGAUAAUUCCAACAUACAGGAGGAAGAUAUGCAUAAUGUACCGUGGUUCCCAAAGAAAAUAUCUGACUUGGACAAAUGUGCUAAUCGCGUCUUGAUGUAUGGUUCCGAUUUGGAUGCUGACCAUCCGGGUUUCAAGGACAACGUCUACCGCAAAAGAAGAAAGUAUUUUGCAGAUCUGGCUAUGACCUACAAACAUGGUGAGCAGAUUCCUCGUAUAGAAUUUACAGAGGAGGAAGUGAAGACAUGGGGUGUUGUGUACAGAGAGCUCAACAAGCUGUACCCCAGCCACGCUUGUAGGGAAUACUUGAAGAACCUACCAUUGCUGUCCAAAUACUGUGAAUGCCGAGAAGACAACAUCCCCCAACUGGAAGAUGUCUCUCGCUUCCUCAGGGAACGCACUGGGUUUACCAUCAGGCCUGUGGCUGGUUACCUGUCCCCUCGUGACUUCCUGGCCGGUUUGGCUUUCCGUGUUUUCCACUGCACCCAGUAUGUGCGCCACAGCUCUGACCCCUUAUACACCCCGGAGCCAGACACGUGCCAUGAGCUGCUGGGUCACGUCCCCCUGCUGGCAGAGCCCAGUUUUGCACAAUUUUCCCAGGAGAUCGGUCUGGCUUCACUGGGAGCCUCAGAUGACUCAAUUCAGAAACUGGCCACAUGUUAUUUCUUCACAGUGGAGUUUGGGCUAUGCAAACAGGAAGGACAACUGAGAGCCUAUGGGGCUGGAUUGCUUUCAUCCAUCAGUGAGCUUAAGCAUGCACUUUCCGGAAAAUCAAGGAUCAUGCCAUUUGACCCCAAAGUAACAUCCAAACAAGAAUGCAUCAUUACAACCUUUCAGGAUGUAUACUUUGUAUCAGACAGCUUCGAGGAGGCCAAAGUCAAGAUGAGGGAGUUUGCCAAGACCAUCAAGCGUCCCUUCACAGUGCGCUACAACCCGUACACUCAGAGCGUGGAUGUGCUUAAAGACACUCCCAGCAUCAACAGCGUUGUGGAAGAACUUCGACAUGAGCUUGACAUUGUGGGCGAUGCUCUGAACCGCAUCAACAAGCAGCUCGGAAUCUGAAAUUUCAAAGCCCGUCUGUCUCAUACACCCCCAAGCGCUGCUCUCGACAUACUGCUUGUAUAUCACCUUUGUUUGUUCUUACGAUGAAUGUGCACUCGUUUUGGCAAAAAACAAAAACAAACAAAAAAAAAAUACCUUGAUCUCCCUUCUGUGCGAUAUAUGGCUUUCCCAGUGUAGAAAUACACUAUCAAAUAUCAGUGAAUUGCACAAACCCAAAGAGCACUGUUUUUGACUAUCCAGCGACUUGUCUGUACGCUUUUGUACCCCACAAAAAGUCACCCCUAUUGUCUAAUCUGCUAUUGUCAUGAUUGUGUGAUUUUAUUUUUUACUUUUUUGUUUAAUUGUCCAAUUAAUCGUUCUCACAUCAGUGAUUAAAUAUAAAAUAUAACUCUGUUUUGUUAUUGCGUAUGUAUUAUGUUUGUUUUUGUGUAAUAAUGAGGGAAAUUAUACGAUCAUUGUUCUGAAAGUAUUUUGGUUGGUUUAUGCCCAUGCACCUCAACCUACUGGUACUUUAUUUUACAGUAAAAUAUUUCUAUACUGCACCUCCAAUUGAAACGGAUGCUGUUAAAUUAGGGCUACAAAGAUACUGAAAUCGAUAUCAUUUCUACAUAUUAAUAUACACAUUAUAGGGUAUGUAU
Molecule: messenger RNA, 2330 nt
Organism: Syngnathoides biaculeatus (alligator pipefish)
Lineage: Eukaryota; Metazoa; Chordata; Actinopteri; Syngnathiformes; Syngnathidae
Gene: tph1a
Product: tryptophan hydroxylase 1 (tryptophan 5-monooxygenase) a
Exons: 13
Coding region: 304-1692 (462 amino acids)
Biological process (GO): serotonin biosynthetic process; aromatic amino acid metabolic process
Cellular component (GO): neuron projection
Molecular function (GO): tryptophan 5-monooxygenase activity; iron ion binding
Source: RefSeq, a predicted model, not a curated record